Molecule: messenger RNA, 8762 nt
Organism: Harpegnathos saltator (Jerdon's jumping ant)
Lineage: Eukaryota; Metazoa; Arthropoda; Insecta; Hymenoptera; Formicidae
Product: kinesin 3E
Exons: 8
Coding region: 1417-7446 (2009 amino acids)
Biological process (GO): microtubule-based movement
Molecular function (GO): microtubule motor activity; microtubule binding; ATP binding
Source: RefSeq, a predicted model, not a curated record
UCUCUCUCUCUCUCUUUCUCUCUCUCUCUCUCUCUCUCUCUCGACUGUACGUGUUCUGUUAAAUAUGAGACAUAGCCCAGCGCUUUCGGGCAAACGCAGGCACAGCAAAUUGCCUUCUGAUUAAUUCUCGGCCGAUAGAAGCACGUUAAACUACGGCAACGGUCGCCACCCCCGCAGCACACUGACCCAGUAACUCCGUUAAACAGCGAGACACAGUGGCGACCGUACCCUCAUUGCACAAUACGGUAGCGUAAUCGGCGAUACCGCAACAACGACGAUUUGUCCUUGCCCGCUCUGCCGAGUGUGGUCUAUUAAAUUACAGGUUGAUUCGUAAGUUGCAACGUGACCCUGCGACGGAGCCCGACCGUAAAGUUCAGGAAUUGCGAUUGUACGUAUCGCGAUGUCGAUCUCGACGUCAGCUCGCUUCGUCCGAAGAAGAUCGCCCGUCCUCGCGCACCGCCAGCUUCCUUGAGAGAUCUGAGAUAUUUUGGGAAAAUUAUUUUUUAUUCUACCGACUUGUAUAGAUCCUGAAGUUCUUCUAUCUGUUAUUUUCUUUGCAUGUUUGCGAUCCCUGGUAUCCUUUUAGACGUUCACACAUACUUGGGUCUUUGAAAGCGCGGGUCUUUUUUUCAUAAACUUUCGCGUAGAAUUUUUAUAUCUUUGAAUUCAUUAGUCCGCAAAUAUCCUAGUCCCAUUUCAGGGGUAUCCUUCGAGUCUCUCGACCCUUGCUUCAAUGUAUUUUCAAGCUCCAGCAGUUGAGACCACGUUCUUGAUUCAGCUAUUGCCGGAAUAUUGCCCCAGAGAUGAGUCCGGUGGUAUUCUUGAAUCUUCGCGUUAGUAAAUUCCUUUCAGUCCUUCGAUCUUCGAGGAGAGCGCUUCUCCCGCACCCCGCUAAUGAUAUUAUCAACGAGCGACGUGUUAUGAAACGCCUUGUACACAAAACUCACCGGCGACUCGCGAUGCUCCCUUUUCCCGGGCUCUGGUGUCUUCGGGGUCAAAGAGUCGGGUAACGUCCGGACGAAAUGACACGGUGAGGCUUCGUCGAGGUUCUCGCUCGCUCGCUCGCUCAUUCCUGGUGGGGUAAACCACGAGCGGGAUGGUCUCGGGAGCGACUCGAGGGUAUUUUCAUCGCGGCAGUGCAACACGUGCACCCGGUGCAGCCGGUGCACGCAUUCGCCUCGACUACUCGUCGCCAGCUUGCGCUACGGGACCCAUCGCCGUGCGGCAGCGGCCCCAGCCAACCUCCUGGAAGAUGCGAGUCCCGAGGAGCUGGUGAUCACGUGUCGCCCCGUCGCCUCGAUCGGCUUAUUUCUUGUCGACCGAUCAGCGGGGGCCGACGUUCUCCGGCGAGUAACGUCAUCGGCGAGAUGCGGCAGGCCGGAUGACGUCGCUCGUUGUCGUCCGUGAGACGGCAAUAUGGCGAAUAUCAAGGUGGCUGUGCGCGUGAGACCGAUAUCUGCUAGGGAAUCAAAGCUGACCGGGUCCCAGGUGGUGGUCCGCGCGGAAUCGAGCGCAAUCUCCCUGACAAAUCUAAAGGUGUCGUCGAGCAAGGCCGGGGAUAGUCGUGAGAGAACGCGAAAGUAUGGUUUCGACUAUUGCUUCGACUCGUCGGAUCCCGAAGCGAAGAAUUACGCGACGCAAGCGACGAUCUACCAGACCCUCGGCCAGUCCAUCCUGGACGCGAUGUUCUCAGGAUACAAUUGUUGCCUAGUGGCUUACGGGCAGAGCGCAUCCGGCAAGACCUACACCAUGAUGGGCACGAAGGAGGAUCCAGGACUUAUCCCACGGCUGUGCGAGGGUCUCUUUUCGCGAGUCGAGCAAGAAGACGGUCGUGAGAGGAUCUAUCGCGUGACUAUUAGUUACCUGGAGAUAUAUAACGAGAAAGUGCGGGAUCUCUUGAAACCGUCGGCGACUGCGAGCGGCCUGAAAGUUCGGGAACAUCCUCGACUGGGGCCUUAUGUUCAAGGGCUGACGCACCACGUGGUCCGCACCCUGGGGUCGUUGAUGUCAUACGUGAAGGAGGGCACGAGGGCCAGGAAGACAGCCUCGACUCUUCAGAAUCCCAGCAGCAGUCGUAGUCACGCGUUGCUCACCGUCGGCCUCUCGCAAGAGACGACGAACGGCGAGCGUCUCGGCGGAGGUUCGUCCUGCAGGAGGCAGGACGCCGCUCCACGUGGCGGCAGCAGGUUGCACCUGGUCGAUCUGGCAGGCAGCGAGAGCGCGGCCACCUGCGGCGGCGUUCAUCGACUGAAGGAGGGCGCGAAUAUCAACAAGAGCCUGGUGGCUUUGGGGAACGUGAUAUCCGCACUCGCCGAGAGAGGCUCGACCGGAAGCGGACCGGGCAGAAGAUACAUCCCUUACAGGGAUUCCUCGCUCACUUGGCUGCUGAAGGAUGCACUCGGCGGAAAUGCCACUACCAUUAUGCUCGCCACGAUAUCUCCGGCCAGCGGAAGUUACAACGAGACCGCACACACCCUGCGAUUCGCCCAAAGGGCGCAGAGCGUGGUCAACCGACCAGUGGUCAACGAGGAUCCCGUGGCGAGACUCGUCCGCGAGUUGAGGGACGAAGUCGCCAGGUUGAAGUCCUUGUUACUCGAGAAGGAUAUCGAUCAGGGGGCUAAAACGUCGUGUUGCUGCGGCAAAGUUCAAAGUUCAAAGGAUUCGUCGACAAACCCUCAGUAUCGUGAGGGACAAGACUCGCUCGACACCUCGCGCUUCCGAGAACUCGUUCCGAGGAACGAUCUCGCGCUAUCGAAGGACGAGAAGCCCUUCGACUCGUUGUCGAUCAGGAGGUCCAACUCGAGCGACAGUGUGAUCACCUACGAGACUGGUUGCUCGGCCUUCAUCAGAAAGUUCAGCUCUUACGAGCACCUGCAGCCAACGGACCGUUUCGCUGGUAAUUACAAUCAGGCGAAAAUCACCGAGCUGAACGACGAAAAGGACGAGGUGGUAGACGAGAUCAACGAGCCGGUGUUCGUGGACAUACCGACGCUGGUGGCGGUGUUGAUCAAGCCGGACGACAGUUUGCAAGAGUCCUCGACGCAGAUCGAGGAGAUUUGCUCCGACGAGGUGCAGGAGGACUCGAUCGACACCGACUUCAUCGAGGUUGGCAACGACGAGUUCGACGGAUCGGACAAGGUCGACGACGUUGAUCUGGACGAUCGCAGCAAUAAUCCCGUGAAUUGCUGCAACGCUCUGGAUGACUCAGGGAUCGGCGAGUUCCCGCAGACUCCAUCGAGCCAAACAUCCGUCCAGCGGGACAGCCCGAGGGGUAAGUUCCACAAACAAAAUUCGAUCGACCUAUCGUCAUCGAACCUGAACGUCUCGAGGAACUUCGGCUCUGUCGAGGGGAUCAGCAAGAAGAAGGAACCACUCUCCGGCCUCCAGCGGUCGCACACGAAUUUGGAGAAGCGUUCAACGCUAUCCGAGCGAGCGAAGAAACUCAACAACAUCCGCGAAGUCGACGAUCGUAAGACUCACAGUAAGUCUACUGGUAUCUGGAAGGCAAUCGGUAGCAAAGAUCAGUUGCACAGAAAGAGCAGCAACGACUCCGACAAAAGCCUGAAGGAUUCCACCAAUGAAAAGAGCGGCUUCAAUUACAACUACGGCCGUAAACCGAGUUUGGAGAACCUGAAGAGGAAGACCAGUAAAGAUAGCAGCUCCAGCAGCUCCAAAGAGGAGCAGAUCCUGAUCUCGAGCUUGACGCGCGACAAGUUAUUGCGCAGGAAGAGCUCCUUAGAACAAGAAGCGGCGGCCAGUGGAAAGCCUCAUGCGACAAUCCAGAAAGUGAAGCGCGCCGAGAUCGUAGCAGCCGUGACCGAACGACUUUACUCCAGCAGGAAGCACAUGGAGGAGACCAUCAAUAUGGCGACCAACAACGCAUCGGGCACACGCUCGCCGCCGGAGGGCACCGACGUGAAGCUGCCCUCCCUCAGCAAUAGCGGCAGCAGCGGCUUUGCCGCGAGGACGAAGCUCCAGGAGAUCUCGCGGAGGAUGCUACUGAAGCGACGCAGGAUCAACGUGGAGACGCAGACGGAGACGCCGUCGACGUUGCGUUUCAAGGACACCGCUAGUCUCACGGACGAGCCCAAGCUGGUGUUUCAGGACGUGGCGGUCCUCACAGAGGAUCACACUGGCUGCGACGAAGCACCGGUGAGCUACCGAUUGCCGGUUCUCCGGGUGAAGGACGUCGCCACGUUGACGGACCGGCCGUGGACCCACAUUUACCGUUGCAAGGACGCCGAGAGCUUGGCGAACGACUUGGACUUUGACGACUAUGAGCAACCGCUUCAGCGCUCCCCACGAAACGACUCCGGCAUACUUUCCGACGACACGCAAAAUUAUACGGAGAGCAGCCGCUCCGAGAGCGCCGAGGUGUCCGAGUUUUACUCGGAGGGUGACAGGAAAGUGGAGUACGCCGAUAUCUCGACGAACACCUUGGUCUCGUCGCCUGUGAGGAACUCAGCCGUGCAGACGGCGAUGCGCCAUGGGGCGGUUGAUCAGCGGAAGGACAUCAAUUGCGAUCAGUGUUGCAGCUUGGCCUCGGCGAGCAGUAUCGAGAAGAACGUCAUCUCGAUAUCUUUACCGGACAUGAUCAGCAUAACGAUCGAAAGUACCAACGGUCUGGAGUCCAAGAUCGCUGUGGUGGACGGCGGCGAAUCGGUGGAGGAGAGACUGAAGCCCAUCUCCAGCGACAAAGAGUCUCAGACAGACAAGCAAGUGAAAUACGAGGUCGAAAGAUCCUUCUUGGAGGAUCUGUCGGUCAGGUCGACGGCCAUUCAGGCGGACGGCAGAGUCUUCAGAAUCGAGAACAUCUUCCAAGAUCCGAGAAGCAAGAGCUCUUCUGAAGCGGCUUCCGACCUGAGGAAGGAGAUCGCGAUGAAGAAAUCGGUGACCUUUAGGAACUCGUUAGGCACUUCCUCCGUCGUCGAGACAAAGGAGAGUGGCACGGAAAUGGAGUGGGACAAGGUGCAUGUUGAGCAUCUUGGUCAGAGGAAACGAUCGAUUCUAAAAGGCGGCUUAACACGGGCCUUUAUCGCGAGGAGACGCAGCUGCAGCUUGAGUCCCAGAAGACCGGCGCAUAAGCUCGCUCGUCACGACCUCUGGAAGAACUGGACUCUAUCGCGCCCGGGAAAGUCACCGGGUCUCGUUGGUUAUAGUAGAGAAAUGAUCGAUACGCCUUCUCUCGCGCAGAGAAACGUUGAUUUAAGGUCAGUCGAUGACCUGUCGACUUCUUCCGGGAUGAAAGGCGAAUGUACUCCGGACGAUAAAGGAUCGGGAGACACGAUUCGUCAUUCGUCCAGUCAGAUUGUCAGCGAUUUUGAGGAUUCGAAGAAACUGGAGUCUGCCUCGAGGAAGGCUCUACUGGAUUACGACCAUAACUUCUCGGACGACAGUCUCGAUUGCGAGCAAGACAACAUCGCGAGAAAAGCGGGCGAUGCGGGAAUCGCGGAUUCGCAUGAAAGUUACGAGAAUCUCUGUCCUCCGGAUGUAGUCGCGCACACAAAGAAGGAAGCUUCGAAGCCCAUGAGUCACGUGGAUACGAUCAAUGCGCAAUCCUCUAUAGAUGAGGAUUUUGAGACCAUCGAGAUAGAGCUUCCAAGGAGGAAAAUUACAGAAGAAUUGGCAAAUUCAAUACACGAUUACAAAUCGCUGAUUCUGGGGACGUUCUCAUAUACCGUGGACAGCGACCCUGAGGAAGAAAUCAGCGCUGAAACGUCAGGAGUAUCUGAUAACAUCAAUAAGAAGAAGGUGUCGUUUUCGAAUCCCAACAGCCCGGAGGAGAUAGGCGACACCGUGACAAGUCGCAAAACUUUGGCUAAAUCGAGGCAGGUAGCCUUGAAGUCCAUCAUCAAGAAGAUAAAGAAGAAGAAGCCCGGAUUGAUUGAAAACUUGGCUGUCGUUCAAUCAAACAUCGAGACUGAUCGAUUCUCGCAGCGGGAAAAGUCGGAGUCGGCGCCAAGCGAGAAAACCCCGUCCGUUGCGACAGAGAAUAAAGAUGUCGAAGACUCCAAGGAACAACCGAGCGACAAGAAGAUGGAGUUCUCCAACGAAGACAGCCUCGAAGAGCUCUACAGUGAGUCGGACAGUCUGAUCAGCGAGGACGAGGACGUCGGUUUAUGCAUAGCUCCCAGGAGAAAAAUAUUCGAGAAGUACCUGAACGAAGCGACGGCCUUCAUGCGCAACAUGAACUCUAUAAACGAGUACAUGAGUGCCACGAACAUGUUGGAGAACGUCCUAGGAAAGCGUCCUAGGAGGCGAAGGAACCGUCAGAGACGCCAUCUCUCUGCCAGCAAAGACUACGUGAAAUCCCGAGGACGCAGAGGUCUGAAAAAUGACACCGACAAGAAACCACAACCAGACGAAGACGACGACAAUGUUGUUCCCGUCGAGUCUUACGAGACUUACAAGAGAUGCUUGAAGGGCAUCGAGAGACUGGAGGCUUGCAUCGACAAAGUCGGCGAACACAAUCAAUUCCUCCGUGACAAGUACGGCAUCGACGUUGAAUCUGCUGGCGCUAAAUCGGGUUUAGCGAGUCCCAGCGUAGAUUCCAGAAGGACAUUCGCCGUAACCAAGGACGAAGCGGCCCGUCAACGCGAGGGCGCGAUUUCCGAGGACGACGUCAACUUAUCGAGCUCUUCCAAGAUCUCCCCGGCCUUUUUGUCUUCCAAUCGAGCUGACAUCGCGAAGCAGUCCAACUCGGACGAGAGAGACAGGCAGGAAGCCGUCAAAGUUGAUAAGAACGAUUUUAACGAUGAGAAAAACGACGAUCUCACGUCACGGAACGAUCUCGAGCGCAGAAUCUUUGACCAGCUGAUGAGCGCGGCUGAUUCCAGCAGUUGUUGUUAUUGGAGUCUGAGGAGACCCCGACAGAGACGCCUUUGGAAAAUGUCCGAUUCUAGGUCACGAAGUCCACCGACUUGCUCGAAAUUUCGGGAAACUUUUUGCCGAGACAUUCGUGGAGUCUUUGAUUUCGAUGAAGCCACCGAGGAUUAUCUCGGCGAAGUUGAGAGUAGUCCGCGAAACACGAGGAAAACGAAGCUCCCGGGGUCGACGAGAGAAGCCGGAUCGACUUGGACAUCGACUGAAGCUGAGAUCGAUCCUGCGGAAUUCCGCGACAAGUUGCCGAUAGAGAAUAAAAGUCCGUUAGCAGAAAUUAAAAUAUCAAAUCAGCCUACGAUCUUGAACACAAAGCUGGAGUAUCUCGAUUGUCUCACGGAUGCAACGAGUCCUGAAGCGACAGGACGAACGUCUCGCGAGGAGGACGAAAUUGCGAGAAAGAACAUGGGAUCAAAGGAUAGCCUGAGGAUCGACUCGAUGAAUCACAAAUUCGGACCUCUGAGUGUAGAAUUGAAGUACCCUGGAAGUCCGAGAGCGAAGUUUUUGGAACUUCUAAAGGAGAGAAGACGAAUCGUCGAGAACAGCAGAGGUACGAGUGCAUUUUGAACAGUUACACCCGUUAUAAAUUGUAAAUCUAUAUUUUUUACGUAUACAUUUUUUGUAUGUUAAAUAUCGCGUCGAGAGAGGAGAGGAAUCGUCUGCUUCGGACGAUCCGCGAUUAAGCGCGGAGGUUUAUUGUAAAUGAAGAGGAACUUGUGUAAAUAACAGCAUCAUAACGUACGACGACAUUGUAAAUAAUGGCAUUAUCAUAAUGUCCCCAUAAAGUUCUCAUAAGUUUAUUAAUUCAUCAGCGAUUUGUUUUCAGCACAUACAUUUAGCGCGUGUUAAUGACUGUAUCGCUAAUUACGUGCGAAGCGCGUUAAUGGAUCCUAGCUCGCGAAAUGCACAUUAACGUUUUAAUUGAACGUCAUUUAUCGACGGGUGCUUUUUCGUACUUAACGUUUGGAUUACUAACAUAAGCUGAAAUUUUUCACGGUCUAUUUGCGAUGAUCGAUAUUCGGUGUGUCGCGACGCACCGAUUAUUCUUGUGUACACACGAUGCCCUUCUAACUUCAUCGGAAAAAGUGUGUACAAACCGUUGUGCGAACGAGUGUACAUAAUCCUAAGCAAUUGUCCUUUAAAUUAUUCAGUAAAGUGUCUUGCUUCCUGAUUAUUCAUGUCUUUUUCAAACCAGCUAUUCACAUGAUUACAUUCAUGAAUUUUUACGCAAAUUUUAUCGUGAAAAAUAAUGGCAGUGUCCCUCAAAUAAUUUUAUUCCAGUUGAGGUCAAGUCAGGUAAAUACACCGAUCUCUGAACGAUGAAAAAAGAAAACUAUAAAAGGAAAUACUGUAUAAAGCCAAAUCUCUCUCUUAAAGAGACUCUUUUUUGCGCAAGUAACAUAUAAAGAUGAUAUUAUUUUUUAAGAAUAAAGGAAAAUUAAUUGAGUAUUAGUUUCUUCACAAUGAGCAUUCGAUAAACGAAAAAUUUCGUAAAGCAAAUAUCUGGACAUCUCUCUUACCUAAUAAAUCCUUAAUUGAAUCGACAAAUUAAAGCAUCAAUAAAGUUGGCAAAUUCUUGUAUCUGUUUUACCAAAAGAAAAAGCAAAUGAAUGAUUAAUUUUGCAAAAAGUGUAAAUUUAUGGAAAAUAUACGUGUUUAUAUAUCUCGCAACUAAAACUUUAAAAUAUAAGAAAAGAAUUUUAUUUUGUACCGCAAAUUUCAUUUAUUCUUAUUUAGAGAUUAGGUGUUCGAGUAUUCAUACUUUGACCUUAGUGCAUUAUACCGCUAGUAUUAUAAUGUUGUAUUAUUAAUGACAAUUGUAUCAUUCACGUUAAACAUAACAAAAUAACAAUUGUAUAAUUCACAUGAAUAUCGUUUAAUAA